Messenger RNA from Siniperca chuatsi (mandarin fish), 2923 nucleotides. RefSeq names its product LIM/homeobox protein Lhx1-like. The record is from RefSeq and is a predicted model, not a curated record. Gene Ontology annotation, biological process: neuron differentiation; regulation of transcription by RNA polymerase II. Gene Ontology annotation, cellular component: nucleus. Lineage: Eukaryota; Metazoa; Chordata; Actinopteri; Centrarchiformes; Sinipercidae. Bases 500 to 1699 code for a protein of 399 amino acids. Gene Ontology annotation, molecular function: DNA-binding transcription factor activity, RNA polymerase II-specific; RNA polymerase II transcription regulatory region sequence-specific DNA binding. The transcript is spliced from 5 exons.
AUUACAGCGCUUCUCUCAGACAGAGAGCUCAUCACAGGGAAAAUGGGACACAAAUGACAAGGCUGAGCGCGCUGAUAGCAUUUCAUCGUUCUUUUUCUCUAUUUUAGACACUACUCAGGAUAUAUCGUACAGCAGUGAGUUGAUGUAUCAGCCCCUACUGGGUAGGCAAUCUCUUUCUGUGCUUACCCAUAAAAUCGCACACUUCGGAUCAUCUUGAUGGGCCCGUUAUGAUCUCCAGUCUAUAAUUUUGUUUCAGAAAUGCUGUUUUUUCAACAGUUAGCCUGUCGUUUGGAACUGUUGGCCAGAUGUGGAUUGUUGUCCUGUGGGACAGAAGAGCUACAUUUAUCACGGAUGGUGAUGUAAUUAUUCAGAUUAAUUUGGAUACAUUGGAUUUCCUGGAUCAUACCCAAACAAGUCAACACCGAGGUGACUGGGACGUUGGAGAAAGAAACAAACAGAGUAUAUAUCUCACACACUGGGCUGGGAAUAACUCCAGACAAUGCUUCACUGUUCCAGCUGUGAAAAGCCUAUCCUUGAUAGGUUCCUGCUCAAAGUUUUGGACAGACCAUGGCACAUCAAAUGUGUCCAGUGCUGCGAAUGCAAAUGCACUUUGACAGAGAAGUGUUUUUCACGAGAAGGAAGACUUUAUUGUAAGAAUGACUUCUUUAGGAGAUUUGGGACCAAGUGUGACGGUUGCGCCCAGGGGAUUUUACCCAGUGAUCUUGUCCGCAGAGCCAAGAGCAAAGUGUUUCACCUGAACUGUUUCACGUGUGUGAUGUGUAACAAACAGCUGUCCACCGGAGAGGAACUGUACAUCCUGGACGAAUUCAAGUUUGUCUGUAAAGAGGACUAUCAAAACAACAGUGGAAAAGACACAAUCCUCCUUUCAGUCACGACGUGCAGCGACCCAAGCCUGUCUCCAGACUCCCAGGACCCGCAGGACGACGGGAAGGACUCGGAAACGGGACAUUUAUCUGAUAAAGACGUGUGCAACAACGAGAAUGACGAGCAGAGUGCCGUCGGGAAACGACGCGGGCCUCGGACCACUAUAAAAGCCAAGCAGCUGGAGACCCUGAAAGCGGCUUUCGCGGCCACACCGAAACCCACCAGACACAUCAGGGAGCAGCUGUCACGGGAGACCGGCCUCAGCAUGAGAGUCAUCCAGGUUUGGUUCCAAAAUCGGAGGUCCAAAGAGAGACGCAUGAAGCAGCUGAGCGCUCUGAGCGGCCGGAGACACGUGUUCUUCCGCGGCCAGAGGAGGAUGAGAGCGCUGGGAGAGAGACUGGAACCAGAGGAGCUUGGACACUUCUCCUAUUACGGAGAUUAUCCUGGUGAAUACUAUGGCUCAGGAGGGAAUUAUGAGUACUUCCAAGGUCCACCAUCAUCCCAGGCUCAGACUCCAGCAGACUUGGGCUUUGUGCCCUCCUCUGUCCCUGCUGGCACCCCAUUAGGAGUCAUAGACCACCACCAUCCAGGGCACCACUGCCCUGGAGAGUUGCAGUGUUUCUCUGACACAGUAUCUCAUCAUCCCGCGGACUCACCCAGUCCAGAGCCCAUCAUACCGGGCUCAAUGCAUAGCAUCUCCAGUGAGAUGUGUGGCCCCGGCACACCCUUCACCACUGUGUCUCUCAGUGACAACGGAUACACCAACCAGCUGUCACAGCCCUCCUCAGAAAUGAGUGAAGGCACUGUCUGGUAAUCCAGCCGACACCCAACUACAAGGCACUCUAGGAUUUUGAAGGCAAAUCUAUGCUUUUUAUUGUUCUUUUUUUUAAAUGUACAUUUAUUUAUUUAUUGAUUUAUUUGCUUGUUUGCAUUUCUGUUAAGCUCUAUUUAACUAUUUAUAAAUCUCUAUAUUUGUAUGUUGGUAUAAUUGUUUACUGACUAGCCAAUCAAUAGAUUGUUUUAAAUAAUCCAUGUGAAUUUUGAUUCAUUAACACAGUCACAAUGCUGGGCCUCAUUGAUCAAGCAAUAAACAAAGACAUACAUAUGCUGCAGAAAGUGUUUUUUUAAUGUUUACAAAACCUUUUCUGCCACAUAUUUGACGCAAGUGUCCGUAAAAUGUUAAUGUGAAGGUGCAUGAUAGCAUUUUUUAUCACCUUUCAGUGUUUUAUACAUACUGACAAACAGCACCCUCCACCCAUGAGUUCAUGUGUAAUACAAGAUUGUAUCAUUUAAUAACAGAUUAUGAUUGUCAUGUUCAAUACAUUUGACCAAAAACCUCUCUCAGGACCGUGGAAACAUUGUGUUUGUUAAUUUUUAUUUGACAGGCAUUUCCUUUUAAUUAUUUUACUGCCAAGAUAUGUUUGCCUUCAAAAGGAAAUCUUGAAAAUGAAAAUGUUAUAUGUAACAGAAAAUGAUUUGACUUUAACAAGACAUGAGUCCAACCGUAUAGAGUAAUGAACAACUGUACAGAACAGUCAACUGUUUACUUAAAGCUCCAGUAUUCAGGGCUUUGAAUAUCAGCAUUGUAUAAAACCUCUUGAUUCAGAUGGACAGACCAUUUACUGCAAACAAACCAAACUUUUGUAGCUGUUCUAUCCAUGUGGUCACUCACUGUGCUAGACUAUACUAUGUCCUCAUUAAAAAUACUAAUAAACUGUUGCCAAAUGAAUGCACAGCAAAAUCCUGCACCUUUAGUUGUGAGAUGCAGUAUUUUUUAAGUGUUCACUUCCUCUUUUAAUUAUCUGAGGACGUUUGUAGUAAAAACAAUAUUUUGCUGCUCAGUUAGCCGAACAGCUAAGACACAAACUGGUUUUGUCUUUAUGAAUCAAAGUGUCAAAUUAUUUACACUGAUGAUCUCAUACACUGCCAGCAGCAGCAAUGGGUUUUUUUUUUCAUGAGAUAUACUUAAUUGUUCCAAUUAAGUUCAUGAGACCAAUGUUUACGACCAUUCACUGUAUAAUAAAACAUAUUGAUCAUU